GCAGCAACGGGGCAAGCGACAGUGUGUCUCCUCUCUAUAAGAGCAGGAAGGGGAAAGAGUGAAACAAAGCGUCAAAGCUGUCCAGCGCGGCGCCCACAGGGCAAGGCUCCAAGCGUACCAUACAGAAGAACGAAAAAAUAAAGGACAGAUUCAUAUUUAUCAAGUGACAGUGUUCCAGGGAUACUGAGAUUGCUGCGGAGUCUGACAUGCACUGGCAGAAACCGCCAAAGGAGAAGCUGUGUUACCCUCCGCCCACUGUAAAGAAACUGCUGGAGCAGAAGCGCAAGCGAGAGACCAUCUCUGCAAGCACUGGGACCCCCGCUGCCAGCCCCUCAGUGCCAACACCAGUUCAAGGUAUCGAACCAGGUCAGAGUAGCUUCCCGGAGAGCAUGGGUGCCGCUGGUCCUGUCCCCCAGACUGGGUUUAAUGAAUGGCAACAGUCCCAGCCAUCCCCUCCCACCCAGCACAACUACUACCCCCAGGAAGAAUAUUUCCAUUACAGCCCCCCCAUCCCCGGAGCGUACCCGCCCAUGAGCAGCAGCUACAGUCCUGUGCAGACGCCCCCUGAAUUGCAUAAUUUUGAUGAACAUGUGUCUUCUCCAUUGGUGGCUAUGGCUUUGCCUCAAGCCUCCAGUUUCCACUGGCCGCAGCAGACAGGAGGGCAGUGCCAGGGGACCGCAGGGAUCCACCUCUUCGGGGCAUCUGCGAUGCAGAUGGACAGUGGGCAGCUGGAGGCGGCCAGGAUGUUCAUCCAGAGAUUGGACAUCAGCAAGAAGGUGUGGCAGGACGAGGACGGAGACACGAUCCUGCACAUCUACACAGCAAAGGGCUUGAGAGAGUUUGCGUAUGCAGCUGCGGAGCACCUCCGUGAGCUGGGAAAGCUGGACUCUAAAGAGCACAAGGGGAAGACUCCUCUGCUGGUAGCGGUCACAGCCAAUCAGCCUGCAAUCGUUCAGGACCUGAUUUCUCUGGGCGCUGAUGUCAAUGCCUGUGAUAUCAAGGGGCAGACGGCUCUCCACCUCGCGGCGACGUAUGGCUUCCCUUCCGUCAUGCGGGCUGUUCUGUAUGGAGGACUAAGCAUGCCCGUUGAUCUGGAGAUUCGCAACUUUGAAGGCCUGACCCCGCUGCACUGUGCUGUCAUCUCCCACAGCUCCACCCUGAAAAGCCUGGCUUCCCAGCCAGAUAUGCAGAGCCAGGCCCAGGACAAGCUGAGCUGCAUUCACCUGCUCCUGCAGCACGGAGCUUCACCCAUCAGCCAGGAUAUAAAGAGCAACAAGACUGUGCUUCACUUGGCUGUGAAGGAGGGGAACCUGCCUCUGGUUCAAUUCCUCUUGGAGCUCAACUAUCCGGAAAUGUACAACUUUGUCAACAUGAAGGCCCAUGGCAACACUGCACUGCACAUGGCGGCUGGGCUCCAUGGUCACUGCUACCAGGAGGAUAUUGUGCGCCUGCUGCUGAGCCGAGGGGCCGAUCCCAGCAUCCGCAACCUGGAGAAUGACCAGGCAGCCCACCUGCUGCAGCCUGGAGAGAGGGGGGAGCAGCUCAAGCACAUCCUGAAAAAGGGCAGAGUGAUGUCAUCCUCUCGUCGCAGAAUCGUCUCCUUAUAGGACAGACAUUGACCCGGACUAUUUUCAGUCCCCGACGUAUUUUCCGGCAUCUCCUGGAAGAAUGUACCGUAUCUCCCAACGAGAGCUUCAGAAUUCAAAUAGUAAUAUCUUCUUAUUUAUUAAACUGCUUAUGUACAAGUUAGUAAGUUAUGCUAUUUAAUAUUUGUGGGUUUUUUUUAUCGUCAGGUUUAUUCCAUUUGCUUUUAUUAGAAAGCUGGUUUUAAAUGUUAACAGCGUCUGUUGGAAAGGAAUCUUCAUGUAUUGUACCGCGUCCAAAACAGUUGCUUUUACACAAACCCGGCGAAGCAUUAGAGAAGGAUUUGCAUUUUCUAAUACAAGCUGGCUUGCAGAGAGAUGAUUGGUGAUUACAGUACUGCUGAGUUUGAUGUUUUUUACAAGACCUCUUCCAUGGUGGAGUUAUUCUGCAAACAGGCUGAUAGUUAGAACACACUGAAGGUACAAUGAUGAUACUGUUUCCAAAUAUUUCCUAUCGGUUUACUAUCCUAUUGUGAGCAUUCAGUACGAUUCUCUUCUGUACAAUUCUGCUCAGAUCAUCAUUUGCCAAACUUGCCAACUAUACUAUCUGAUUAUGAGAAGGUGACAUGGGGAAGCAUGGUCUUCACAUCCUGGCUUUGUUGCCCAACAGAAUGCUAAUAUGCUUCUCCUGCACCUCACUUGAGGAGUCUUUUAAGAAGCAUGUUUUUUUUUCUGGAAUAGUUAGUAAGCCUGGCAAAUAAUGAUCUAAGUGGGAUAUAAGGGACGUGUGGAGGUUAUCCCUGUAUUCCCUGUAUUGCUCUCCUUAUUGACUUCACUAAAUACAAUACACACCAGCUAUCUCACUUCUUUAAAAACUGGCCUUCAGUGUGCUCAUUAUCUCUGCAUUGUAGUAAAAUAGCUUCACCAUUAGGAAACAGAGGAGGGGGAGAUACUACUGGAUUGGAUGAAGAGAGAUCCACUAAAAAAAUGUUGCUAGUAUUAAUAUUUAUGUGUAAGUAAUGCCUGGAGAGCUCUCGCUGUUAGAAGGCUCUCUCCACAGUGCCCCUACUGGAGAAAUCUGAUAUUCCCAGGCAGUUUAAAGCCCCUACGAAUCAGUAUGUGACCCCCAAGGUUUGCAUGCCAGACUACACAGGUAUAUAUUCCUAACCAUGAGGACUUCCCCCCUCACCAGAACAGAUCUGAUUUCUGUGAAAUCGUUUCAUUACAGCAACUUGGUGUGACAUCAAGACAGUGACUUAUUUGUGAAAAAGAAUCAAGUAAAUAAAUAACUAUCUUAAUCAAAACCCCAAAUUCCCCUCCCUGCUAGGACCAUGUUGGUCAUGAUGGGAGUGAUUCAUGUAACUGUAUCAGUGCGGUGAUAGGGGUUAAGCUUCAAAUAGGACUUUGUGUUUUCUUAUUUUAAUCUUAUUUAUUGUAUUAGUUGUUUUUGUUGGUUUGUAAUCUGAUGUCACUUCAUCUGUGAAUCCCUAAUGAAUCCCACAGGAAUAACACCUGAAUAUCUUCUGCACUUCCUCUGAGUUCUGCAGUCAUUCAUUUUGAA
Molecule: messenger RNA, 3144 nt
Organism: Polyodon spathula (Mississippi paddlefish)
Lineage: Eukaryota; Metazoa; Chordata; Actinopteri; Acipenseriformes; Polyodontidae
Product: NF-kappa-B inhibitor delta-like
Exons: 12
Coding region: 207-1607 (466 amino acids)
Biological process (GO): regulation of gene expression
Cellular component (GO): nucleus
Molecular function (GO): protein binding
Source: RefSeq, a predicted model, not a curated record